Messenger RNA from Spodoptera litura, 675 nucleotides. RefSeq lists its product as uncharacterized. NCBI's taxonomy places the organism in Eukaryota, Metazoa, Arthropoda, Insecta, Lepidoptera, Noctuidae. The record is from RefSeq and is a predicted model, not a curated record.
CCCAACGGCUGGUUCUAUUUCUGUGAAAUGAAUAAUAGUUACUGAAAAAAAAGAUUAUAUCUCGAAAAAAAUAUACGAAAAUGUUGAUCGGCUGUUAUAUUAUUGUGAGCAUUGUGUUAUUAAGUGUUAUUUGUGAAGAAACUGUCACAAAGAAGAGGCAGCGAAGAUAUUUACUGUUCACACCAAGCACACAGUGGGGUGUGUUCGCAACAGUAUCAAUUCCUUUACACCCGGAGUCCUAUGUGAGCGUCGCGUGGUUCUUUGAAGCUAACUAUUACACCGUCGCCAAUGCUACAUACUUCGAGCCUCUGCUCGGCGAUAUUGAAACGGUAUCAAGAAAGAGAGAUGAUCGCAGCAUACAGGCUCCUGUAAAAGUAAUUACGCGAAGCAGCAUAUACACACUAAUUGAAUCCAUGUUGGAAAAAAACGGGUACCCUGGCCGGGAGUGCUUGCUGAAGCUUAUAUGCGAGAAUGCUCACUCUCAUUUUCUGCACAAUGGACUUAUGGGAGACCUGAUAUAUCUUGUGCUCACACCAUCCGCAUCAAUGUCGGAAGACGACAUAGAUGACAGUUUCUACGAAGCAGAGUACUACGGGUUGGACAAAAAAUGUAGAAAAUACACUAGAAAUUGCCCGGCGAAUCUUCUCGAACAAAUUUCUUUAUAUGCUGAUUAAA